UCGAUAACUCUUAACCAUUCUGAACUAGUACGAAAAAGUUUGGACUUUGUUGUCGUCUUCAUUUUUGACUUUGACAACUGACAAGUCGUCAAGUGUAAAGAGGUGUGCCCGUGUUCGGUGUUGGGGUGUAACUAUUAGUGAGACAGAUGUAAGUGAUUAAUUGGUGCACAUCAACAGUUUGGCACCAAUCAUGGAGCUUACACCACACGUGCAAGAGAAGCUGCACUCAGGGCACAAGCUCACUGCUGUUGUUGAGGCGGGCCUUGUGCAGGAAUUUAUUAAGACAACUCGUGUUGUUGCUUUAAUUGAAAUUGCAACACAGGAAGCUAAACAAGGUGGAGAGCAGGCUCUCCUUAUUUUCCAAACAGCUCGUGUUCCGGUCCAUAGUGCUAUUGAUUUAAGCAUUGAACAAGUUCUUCCGAUAGACAACAGUCUUAAGUGUGAGAUUGAUACGUCCAGCACAGAUGUAGAUACUGAUGUCCUUGUAAAUAUUACUUCGGGUAAAAUCCGCCUUUUAUUCGAAAUGCCUUUCAGUCAGCGAACCAAUACUUUUGUGUCAGAGGUGUUAAGGGCUGCAGAAGUCCUUAGUAAAAGAAGAGGGCCUCCUCCAGAGUUCGCUUGGUUGUCGCCUUAUCAGAAUGCAGCCACCAAUACUAAUUCACCAGAAGCUGGGUUAAGCACACCAGUGAAUGGUCCAGAAAAUAAUAUAGGAGAUGGAACAUCCCCUCUGGUUGAUGUUGGUGAGGGCCCACCUCAGACGCCACCUUCUCCUUAUCUGGAUCCAUCUGUUGCAAUAACUGAUAGCACCAGUAUGCAUGGUGAAAGCGAGAGGAGCCCUGAACUUGGCGUUAAUCGUCACAGUAUUGCUACUGGGAUCUCGCCUACUCCAAUAGCAGCAAGGGAGAGUCACAUUAGACAUCAAAUGGCUUUACGAGAAGACUCAUAUACAGAUAUUCAUGAAUUUGUUAUAUUUGUUGGAACCUGGAAUGUAAAUGGCCGCUCACCAACUAUUGGUUUGGCUGACUGGUUAGCUGUAGAUGAAGAGCCCCCUGACUUAUAUUGCAUAGGUUUUCAGGAACUUGAUCUGAAUACAGAAACAUUUUUGUUUAAUAAUACGCCAAAGGAACAAGAAUGGCUAAAUGCCGUUUUAAAUGGAAUCCAUCCAAAAGCUAAAUAUCAAAAGGUCCGUCUUGUACGUUUAGUUGGCAUGAUGCUGAUUAUCCUGGUACAAGAAAAAUACUUGGCUUACAUACGUAAUGUAGCAGUUGAUACUGUUGGGACCGGGAUAAUGAAUAAACUGGGAAACAAAGGGGCAGUGUCAGUUAGAUUAGAUCUCCACAGCACUUCAAUAUGCUUUGUUAAUGCACACAUGGCAGCUCAUAUGGAUGAAUUAGAAAGGCGUAAUGAAGAUCACGACUGUAUACUUCAAAGAACGUGUUUCCAUAUGAACAUCAAUAGCCCUCCAAAGACUAUCAGGGAUCAUGAUCACAUAUACUUCAUUGGCGACAUGAACUACAGAAUAAAUCCUUGUGAUUUGAAUAUCAGGGAAUUAGCAAGCAGUGGUCAGUUUAAGGUUUUGCUGGAAUAUGAGCAACUACUUCAACAAAAAGCCAUGAAACGCAUUUUCCAUAAAUUCACUGAGGGUGAAAUCACUUUUAAACCUACCUUCAAGUAUGAUGUUGACAGCGAUGAAUGGGAUUCUAGUGAAAAGGCAAGAGACCCUGCAUGGUGUGAUAGAAUUUUAUGGUUUGGGGAUACUAUUAAGCAACGUGUGUACAGGUCUCAUCCGUCAUUGAAGAUAAGUGAUCACAAGCCAGUCAGUGCUUUAUUUGUAGCUGGGAUCAAGGUAAUUGACACGCGACGCUAUCGUCGUAAUUAUGAAGAGGUAAUGAAGAAAUUAGAUAAACUUGAGAAUGAAUUCUUGCCACAAGUAACAGUAGAUACUACAGAAGUUAUUCUUGAGCCAGUGAAGUUCUUACAUCCUCAAACAAAAUACCUCACCAUUGCCAAUACUGGACAGGUUCCUGUGCAGUUUGAAUUCAUCAAAAAAUUAAAUGAUACAACUUAUUGCAAGCCAUGGCUUUCUAUUCGACCAUAUAUCAACUUUAUGAUGCCUGGGGAUAAGUGUGAUGUUGUUCUUGAAGUACUUGUGGAUAAAAGAACAGCAGCCCAUUUAAAUUCAGGCCAUGAUAAGCUAUAUGACAUUUUAGUUUUACAUUUGGAUGGCGGAAAGGAUCUCUUCAUUACUAUAACAGGUGAUUAUGAGAGGAGCUGUUUUGGAUCAUCUAUUAAUGCCCUUGUUCAUAUGAACAAACCAUUUAAAGAAGUUCCCAUGGCAAGGCUGAUAGAUUUGGAAAGCAAACAACCAAAGGACCUGAGUGAAAUGCCGUAUGCAGUACCAAAGGAAUUGUGGUAUUUGGUUGAUCACCUUCAUUCACAUGCACUGCAGGUGGAGGGUUCUUUUACAUAUCCAGGUCUUCAAAAGGAAAUUAUUGAAAUUAGGCCAUCGGAAUUUCAUCUUAUUAAAUGCUCAUCUCUUAUAUGCACAAUGUUUGCCAUCAAUGCUCCUAUUUUUGAGCUCAUUGUGAAGUCUAUGGCUCAAUUAGGGUCUUCAUUGGAAGCCAUAAUGGAGAAGAUUGAGUGCCCAGCAGCGCCUGUUCGUACAUCUCUGGAGCUUCCUGUAACACCUGAUCACCCAGUGAUGCCCAUUCCCCUGGAUGUUGUGGAGCUACCUGUGGUGCUUGAUUCUUCUGCUUCAGUUCUGAAAUGCCGUCAAUCUUUAUCGUUGACUGAGGAUCCUUUAUUACCUACUAUUAAGAAGAGGUUGGAUGAUAUUUUCUGGUUUUUGAAGAAGCUAUCGACUGCACCUCACCCGGUCUCAGAUGUAAAUUUAUCCCCUGUGUCCUCAGUAGAGAAAGAAGCAGUUAAAAAAGCAGAAGAGGACUUGUCUUCAACGGCGUACAGGUCGCGUCUUCGUCACCUACCUCAUACUUUCCUCAAAUUUUUUACUCCAACAGUUCUUGCAUCACCGGCAUCUACUGUUAUGAUGAAUAGCCAUACUCUGGAUCAGAGCAAGCUUCUUCCUAGGAUGGCCAUAGUGAACGACAUUCUCGUGCCUGCACAAGAAAUCUAUUCUGUAUCUCUUUGUCGCAAGCUUCCAAGUGGACUAAGGAACCUCCUACCUUUUUUUCAAGGUUUUCACGUGUGUUCUAGCUCCCCUGGCACGUUGGCUUCAUCUUAUGAGGAUGAACAUCUCCCUUUAUUUGGACGAUUAGCUCCUUCAAUCAUCGUCGAAGGACCAAUGCAUAGAGGACCUUCACAAGACACUUCAAUUGGCCCAAGAUCUGGGUCUUCUCAUAAACUUGCAGAAGUCCCAGCUUGUCCCAUCUCAGGACUUGUCUUGAUGAGGUGUCCAGAUAACUUGCUACCUGGUGGUGUUCAUUCUGUUGCUGAGGCCUUGUUGUUGUUCUUGGAAGCUUUACCUGAACCUGUUAUACCCUUUGAUCUUUAUGAUGAAGCAUUAAAUGCUACUCCAAACUUUUCUCUUUGCAAAGAGAUUGUCUAUAAAUUGCCUGUAUAUCAUCGAAAUGUAUUUACUUACUUGAUGGCUUUCCUGAAAGAGCUGCUUAAUCAUUCAGAAGACAAUAAUCUUGAUGCCAAGACGCUUGCUCUAGUAUUUGGGAGUAUUCUUCUGAGAGAACAGCCCGAGUCAACAGCUGAGCGUCGAAAUAAUUCUCAAGCAGUUGAAAGGCGGAAGCAAACUUUUGUCCACCAUUUUCUUAUGAAUGAUUAUGAGUGAUAGACUGGCGAGUCUUUUUAGUCUUGUAAGCUAGAAAAUACCAGGAGUGCUAUUCGUAAUACAGGUAUUGCAUAUAUUUUUUACUGAUUACAUUGUAAUGUAGCUUAAAUUCUAGUCCAGAUGUGUAAGAAACUUGACUCAUUCCAUAACUACUUCAGAGUUACUGGGGACUCUUUCCAUAACCUCUUAAGAGUUACUGGAUUAUAUUGUAAAUAAUUUAACUUAUUUAUAAAUUUUGGUUUUGCUAGUUUUACAUAUUUAAAAGACAAAAGCUGUAUAUUUAGCAUUAUAUAUUUUUAUCUAAUUAUUGUUCUGUAUUUUUAGGAAUGUGCAGAGUGCUUUCCAUUGUUAUGAUAUAUGCCUCCUUGUGAUCCAGGUAGUUUGUAUAGUUUUGUAAUAGAAAAGACUUGUUCGCAAUGUCCAUUAAAUCUGAAAUUCAACACAA
This is a messenger RNA of Macrobrachium nipponense, 4244 nucleotides long. Its product is annotated as inositol polyphosphate 5-phosphatase OCRL-like. Gene Ontology annotation, biological process: phosphatidylinositol dephosphorylation; signal transduction. Gene Ontology annotation, molecular function: inositol phosphate phosphatase activity; phosphatidylinositol-4,5-bisphosphate 5-phosphatase activity. The record is from RefSeq and is a predicted model, not a curated record. Lineage: Eukaryota; Metazoa; Arthropoda; Malacostraca; Decapoda; Palaemonidae. Gene Ontology annotation, cellular component: membrane.